Molecule: messenger RNA, 501 nt
Organism: Penicillium lagena
Lineage: Eukaryota; Fungi; Ascomycota; Eurotiomycetes; Eurotiales; Aspergillaceae
Product: Hexose carrier protein
Exons: 2
Coding region: 1-501 (166 amino acids)
Biological process (GO): carbohydrate transport; transmembrane transport
Cellular component (GO): membrane
Molecular function (GO): carbohydrate:proton symporter activity
Source: RefSeq, a predicted model, not a curated record
AUGGCCUCUUCAAAUGUUGGGUCACCGACUUACAUGGGCCUUAAGGGCCAAAAUCUCGUCUACGCUGUGACAGCUUGCUGCUCAUUCGGGUUCCUUCUGUUUGGCUACGAUCUAGGUUUUAUGGGAGGACUGACGACCUCCCCCGAAUUCCUAGCGGUAUUCGGCAACCCUAGCGCAUCGCUGCUUGCUUUCCUAGUCGCCUCUUACGAAGUCGGGGCCCUCUUGGGGGCGCUGUUCCAGUUCCUCCAAGGAGACCGAUUCGGACGAAAACCGAACAACAUGGCGGGCGCAGUAAUUGUUUCCAUUGGUGCCAUUCUGCAAUCGACUUCAUCCGGACUUGCGCAAUUUUUAGUCGGGCGCAUUGUGGCCGGGUUUGGGCUGGGCAUGAUGACAACCGUCAUCCCCAUUUGGCAGCUUCAGGACCGAGCGAGGAUGAGAACUAUUACGAAAGACGGGCUCGCAGAGGACAAGGCUGAACAGGUUGAACUAGAGAAGGUUUGA